AUGCCACACCCAGUAACUGGGUUGUCACUAACUUCGUUGUUUGUGAAAAACGACUACAGCUUAGACAGUAUUUCGGAGUUGGGCGACUUGCUACAAACUGGAAUGCAAGCAAUAAUGGUGGAUCUAUAUUGGAAUGAGUUCACAUCGGUGUGGCAAUUAUGUCCAGCACCAUUUCCCCAAAAUGUAACUUAUAACUCCAACGACAAAGUAAAUGUUACUUGGAAUAAUGUUAUGUAUACUUGUGAAUACGGUUUCACAACCGAUAAUAUCAUGUCUAUAAUCCAGUCAUACUUGGAGUCUUCAAACACAAACUUUGAAGCUAAUUUUCUCCACUUGUUGUUUAAUUUAAAGUCCAUUCAUUAUGAAAAGUCAAAUUUGACAAUGUCGCUUGAGAAUAUAUACAAGCCCAAUUCACUAUCGAAUAUAAUGGGUAACUCGACCCUAAAUGCUACGGUAACACCAAUUGCAUCCUACAUUUUUAGCCCAAAUGUGCUUAAUGACUACCGACUGAAAGUUUCUUUAUCUUCAAGUUCAUAUGAAUCAUACUACAACAGGUCAGACAUAAUUAUGCCCACGUUGGAGACUGUUCUACUAUCGCAAUAUAAACGAAUACUUGUUAAUGUCUUGUCAAAUGAUGUCGUGUCAUCCCCACGAGAGUACUCCAUUAGUGAUGCCGAUCGAAAUCUUAUAUUUUUCAACACCACCUUGCCAACAUCAGUGAAAUCUGCAACAGAAGCUGGUCCAUACUGCAAGGAGGUUCUUACACCAAGCAAUAAAUCGGAAAAGUACGACAAUUUGUCUUUGACUACAAAUUUUGACUACGUUAUUGAUAGCAACAGUAACCGAUUUGACCGUAAUAGUGUUCAGGACUUUUUGAGGUGUGGACUUUUGCCUAUUUUCAAUGCUACUUCUUAUCCAGUUGAUAACAAAAACGUUCUGGACGUUGGAGACAUCUUUUCAUCAUUUGCUCCAUAUCUAUUUUGGUCGUGGCGUGCGGGCCAACCAUCCGUAUCCAACGGCUCAUCCACCAACAAUCUGUCAAGAGACCGUGACGAAAACAUCAAAGCAUCAUACCGAUGUGUAGUUAUAACUAGUAACGGAUGGAAAAUAGAUGAUUGCUAUCAAGAGUAUCAAAUUGCAUGUCGAAAUAAGAGUGCACCCAAUGACUGGUACAUACCAUACAGUAACACAAAGACAUACUUUGAUGUUGAUAGAAACGAUUGCCCUAAUGGGUACAACUUUAGUUUGCCGAGACUGAGUACGGAAAUGCUCUCAUUGAUGAGUGCUAUCAAAGAACAAGAUGCGCAAUACCCAAUUUGGAUUGAUCUUAAUGACAUAACGAUAUCCAAUUGCUUCGUUUCAGGCGGUCCAUAUGCCCAGUGUCCUUAUCAAAAGACUGUUACCACAACAAGGUUUGUUCGUAUGAUUGCACCGGCGUCAGUUAUCUGUAUAAUAGUUUUUGGUUUGGUCAUUCUUGAAAAGUUGCUACGGAAAAACCACAUCCAGUCAAAUCGUAAACGAUACUGGAAAAAGACGCUUGCUGAGUACUAUCUGAAAAAUGAUUACGAGGGAGUACCUUCUUAA
Lodderomyces margitis is the source of this 1584-nucleotide messenger RNA. RefSeq lists its product as uncharacterized. Bases 1 to 1584 code for a protein of 527 amino acids. The record is from RefSeq and is a predicted model, not a curated record. NCBI's taxonomy places the organism in Eukaryota, Fungi, Ascomycota, Pichiomycetes, Serinales, Debaryomycetaceae. The transcript has 2 exons.